This is a messenger RNA of Onychomys torridus (southern grasshopper mouse), 1848 nucleotides long. It is a transcript of the gene Hspb9, whose product is annotated as heat shock protein family B (small) member 9. NCBI's taxonomy places the organism in Eukaryota, Metazoa, Chordata, Mammalia, Rodentia, Cricetidae. Gene Ontology annotation, cellular component: cytoplasm; nucleus. The transcript has 2 exons. The coding region runs from base 1327 to 1815 and encodes 162 amino acids. The record is from RefSeq and is a predicted model, not a curated record.
UGAGAAGACCCCUAGUUUCUCAAGCUUCUUGGCACGCGGCAGUCCCCGGACUUGUGCCUUCCUCUGGCUAGCGCGCUGCUGCUGACUCAGGCCAGGUCGAGCCGGAUCCCCCCCACUCCCCGGCCCCCCACUUCCUACACCGGCCCCCCCAGUCCCUGUGCUCCCGGCUGGGGCUGCAGCAGGGGCAGGGGCUGGUGCCGGAGUAGGAACCGGAGUGGGAGCUGAAGCCGGGCUGGGCGCAGGAUUCGGAGUUGGGGCAGGGGCCGGGGACUGAAGGGGCCGGGGCUGCGCGGCCGGGGCCGGGUUUGGGGCCUGGGAAGGUUCCGCCAUGGCCUCCCCCGCAGCGGAGCGGCGCCGCGCUCCCAGCCCUAGGGCCGCAUGGGCAACCGGCGCACAGUGCGCAGGCGUCGCUGCCCCGGCGCACUAUGGGAGUCGUAGUCUUUCCUUGCCGAUCCCCAUGCCUUGGCCUUCCAGACUUUUCUGUCCUGUUUCUUGGUUGCAGACAGCCAAAUGUCGCUCAAUUGUAGCACCUAAUUGACCUCUACUUUAUUCUAAUCUUUUUUAAGCUAUCUGGGAUAAUGACAAUUGCUGUCCUUUUGGGGACAAGAGGAACCCUGGAAUACUGGCAGUUUGGAGAACUUGUGGGCUCUGCCCUUCUAAAAUCCAUAGGUGGAAGAACAGGCCUGGACCUGGGGGUUGGCUCCCACACUGCCAAAGCCUCCCCCAAGAAUUGCUGUUACAAUAGAGAUGAAAUGUAGCAUUAAAUCUACAUUUUGUGCUGUGUGGUGUUGACACAGAUGAAUUAACUUGGACAUUCAGCUUUUUUUUCUGUACUUAGGUUGCUGUUAAACAGAAAGUUUAUUUUCAGAAGCACAGUGGCAUAGUUAAUGGGCCUUGUUGCUGAGGUAGAGAAUGAAACUCAACCCCAGCCUACAGCAAGGGUGUGCGUGUGAGAGAGAGACAGAGACAAGGACAGAGAGAGGAGACUGAAAUACUAAGAUUGUGCGUAUACGAGCGAAUUUAAAAAACCAGAGACAGUGCGGGCCCGACACUGCAGUUACGGAACACAGGGAGAGGUCCCCGCUUUUGUUCUAUGAAUAGCCUCCUGCCCACUGACGUAGACCGAGAAGGGCCCACGGUGGAGCAUGGUCCCAGACAGAAAGCAGCAGUGGGAGACUAGGUCACCAACAACCGGCUGCUUGCGAGGAAGUUGGGCCAAGCUGACUUGAUCUCUGCCAGCGUUUCCCCUCCGAAUGUGAAGUGGGCGGGCCCUUCCUUUGCGCACCAAGGAAGCCCUCGUGCCCUCCAGGGCAGUUGCUCUCUCGGAUGCAGCGGGUAGGAAGCAGUCUCUCCAGCCGGCAGGAACCGGGGGAGAACCGGGCGGCGUCCCGAUGUCCCAGCGCGGCCUCAGCUGAACGAAAUCAAGUGGCCACACUACCGGUGCGGCUGCUCAAGGAUGAUCUGGCUGUGGUGCGUGGCAAUGGCCGUGCGGAUGCAGGUUUCCAGAUGAAGAUGGAUGCCCACGGCUUCGCUCCGGGGGAGCUGAUGGUGCAGGUGGAUGGCCAGAACCUGACGGUAACCGGUCAGAAGAAACAGCAGUCGAAUGACCCUGUCAGGGGCAGAUACCGCAUGGAGCAGACAGUGCACCGGCAAAUGCAACUCCCACCGAACUUAGAUCCUGCAGCUAUGACUUGCGGCUUGACACCAUCUGGCCAUCUGUGGGUCCUGGGACAAAACCGGUCACUACCUGCCCCUGAAGCUCAAACAAGCCAGGCCUGGAGACUCAGGAGCCUCGGAUCUAAGGGCUCCAACUGAUCCUGACCCAUUAAACAACCGAGAUGUGCAGCA